AUGACAAGAGUACGAAAAGAACAAAAAACUACCGUGCAAAAUGAAGCAGAAGUCAAAAAAGGUCGUGGAAAAAAUGGUGGUGGACGAGGUCAUGGACGAGGUUGUGGACGAGGUCGUGGUUCAACCCAAGUGCUAAAGACUGCUGCGGAAUAUGAAGCUGAAGCUGAUCAUGAUAGUGAAAAGCAACCUUCUAAAUCAGACCUUAAUGUCAUUUCUAUUUCUGACGAUGAGUUAGAACCAGCAUUUGAUGAUACACCCAAUGAUUUAAGCAUUUCUGGGCCUUUCAAGUUAGAUUAUAGCACAAUUGCGGAUAAUUCUAAAAAGAUUUGUGAAGAUGAUCGUGAAAUAGAAACAGAAAGUGCAACUGCAAGUCGAUCGGCUAAAAGUAUGAAUAAAAAACGGGUUUUAUCCAUCAGUUCUACUAAAAAUAAGCGUCAACGAUCUCAAGAAAAUAUUACUGAUUUGCUUGAAGUCUCGGAAAGUGAUGAUGAUAAAGAAGAUAGAGGUGAUAGUGAUGAAUCUGCCGGAAGCUUAGAUGAGAAGUAUAGUGAAAGAUGGAGAAACCAACAAGACUUAACAUUGCAUGAUACAAGAAAAGACAAACCUAAAGCUUUAAAUGGAAUGAAAAAUAUUUUAGAAGUUUGCCAGUGGCUAAUAGAAAGACCGGAUGUAUUAGUAAUGGCAAAUCAGAUGUACAACGCUAUGAAUACAUCGUUAGAUUUGCAUCUUGUAAAUAACAUGAUGAUACCCACUGCACCAAUAUCAAAAGCCACUGCAGCUAUAUCUGCAAAUGAAGAAAAGGCACUUGCUCGGCUUUGGCAUGAGGAAAUUAAAUGUCUUUUUCUCAGAUGUAGGGCACCUCCAGAUGAUGCUAUUGAAAGUCUCGUAAAGACAAUAUUUAAUUAUGACCUCUAUAGUAAUAAUGCUGAAGAGGUCAUUUGCCACUCUAAAAGGACUCUAACAGAUUUUCGCAGUAAACUUAAUAAAAAGAUUGAUGCAAAGGUCCAUGAAUUCAGAGAAAUACGAGUAAAAAAAGGAAAAACUACUGCGCCAGCAAGAUCAGAAAUUGAAGAGUUUAUGACCUCCGAAGUUGUUGAGCAGAUAUUAUAUAGAUAUCUAACAGGCACUGACAAGACUAAGCUUAAAAAAUGCGGUACUUUGGAAAGACUUGUUCUAUUCGUCAGAGAAGAAUUUAAAAUACACUAUACUAAAUACGAUGUCAAAGCUAUUAAGGAGCUUGAUAACAUUACGAAGAAUUAUAAAGUGCCAAGUAGAUCCGGUAAAAACAUUGCCAUGAAGCUUUCAUUAGAAUAUUGA
Molecule: messenger RNA, 1317 nt
Organism: Rhizophagus irregularis DAOM 181602=DAOM 197198
Lineage: Eukaryota; Fungi; Glomeromycota; Glomeromycetes; Glomerales; Glomeraceae
Source: RefSeq, a predicted model, not a curated record